Molecule: messenger RNA, 2774 nt
Organism: Aureobasidium subglaciale EXF-2481
Lineage: Eukaryota; Fungi; Ascomycota; Dothideomycetes; Dothideales; Saccotheciaceae
Exons: 2
Coding region: 218-2539 (773 amino acids)
Biological process (GO): regulation of DNA-templated transcription
Molecular function (GO): DNA-binding transcription factor activity; sequence-specific DNA binding
Source: RefSeq, a predicted model, not a curated record
CUGAUCUGACCCGACCGCCAAAUCGCUCCUUCACACGACAAUGCCAGUUGGCUCGACCCGACGAUAGGCAUUUCAUUCGUGCUCUGCUAUAUCUCUACUCUCUAGGAUAAUACCAACUGUGUCGCUACCACUUUCCCUCGUCAGCCAUUAUUACCAGCAGGCUGCCAGCAUCUGCCCGCUACCAGUGACGACUCGUCUCAGUCAUACAAACGACCAGAUGCAAGCUCAAGCACGUUCCCGUAAGCGCGCGGCCGACGGCAGUGCACAAGACGCUUCGUACCAGUACACGCAGCAGGUGCCAGACGGAGCCUUCGGCGCGAACGACCCACUGGCUACAUACCGAAACCCUCUCUCGAACGACGUAUCCAACAGCUUUGCCGAGUUCGCGCCUUUUGACAACCCUGGCAACAAUCCAGCCGCCGCUGCCAAUUUCUUUCCCCAGCAAGUGCCUACUUCUCAGGCGCCCAAUUACGGUCAAGCUGUCGCUCCUCCCUCGAAUCAGCUCGUCCGCAGGAACACGAACCAGCAAGUCGCUCGCACGCCUCAAAGGAACCAAUGGAGUGGUAACUUCGCAAAUCAGACCGACCGUGUAUGGGAGGACAUGGAGCAUGAAGAAGAGCAGGACUUGGACCAGAAGGCCGCAAUUGCGAAAAAGGACGCCCAAGCAAAGCGAAAACAGAUACCGCCAUUCGUCCAAAAGCUGAGCAGCUUCCUCGACUCGUCCAAUAACACCGAACUGAUCCGCUGGUCGGAUGAUGGCAAUUCGUUUAUCGUUCUCGAUGAAGACGAAUUCGCCCGUACGCUAAUUCCGGAACUCUUCAAACACAACAACUAUGCAUCAUUCGUGCGUCAACUCAACAUGUACGGCUUCCACAAGAAGGUUGGCCUGAAUGCCAACUCGAUGAAAGCGGCCGAGAAGAAAGUCAAGGAUCCUAGCGUCUACUGGCACGAAUACUUCAAGAGAGGUCGACCCGAUCUGCUGUGGCUCAUUCAAAAACCUGCGGCCAAAUCCUCGGGCUCCAAAAGGAAAAGAGACCUAGACAAGCGCGAGCCGGGCGACAGCGAUGAUGAUCAGAAGAACUCUCCUGACGCCGGCGACGGAGCUGCGGGCCUGAUGACCACCCUCCCGCGGCAGGAUAUGGGUAAUUUCCGCUCGGAGCUACAAAAACUGCAACGCCAGCAGAGUGUCAUAUCCAAGAUGAUCACUUCGCUGAAGGACCAGAACGAGCAGUUCUAUCGCCAAGCGACUGCUUUCCAGGCUCUUCAUGACAGACACGAAAACUCUAUCAACGCCAUUCUCACCUUCCUGGCCACCUUCUACAACCGUAGCUUAGAUGGACAUUCCGGUCCCCCGAAUUUGGCCAGUUUCCUCAGCAGUGCGUCUAUGCCGCAGCAACCCCAGCAACAAGGUAGUGUCUUUGACAUGGGCGAUGGCGACAUGAACGAGAGCAAUGUCAACAACCCAAACAAUCAACUGCAACGCUACCAAAAACCACGACCUUUACUGUUGCCAGCGCCGAACCCGCAGAACCUCUCUGCUUCACCCUUCUCCAAUGCCACGCCUUCUGUCCGCUCGUCCACUAGUCCCGGUCCUGCGCACCAAGGCCAGCAGCCAGCGCAAUAUGGGCCACACCCACCCCAACCACGACCUCACCAACAGCAACAACCUCAAAGAGCCUCGGUGACCCCCGUGGUCAAGGACGACGCACCUACACCCGACUUCAUCAACCAAUACCCGGAGAAUGACGACGUGAUGAAUCUCAUCCAUAAUGUCAAUGCGAGCAAUUCGCCCAACAACGGCGGCGGCGCUGGAAACUAUGACAUCAACAGUGCGCUGGAUCACUUGCAGGCAGUCAACAGCAACAGCCCACUAACGCCACAACAACGUGAGGACAUGCUCUCGAUGAUAGCAGCAUCUGGGGCUACAGGCGCAGGCGCCACGGCCGCUCAACCCGGUGCCAACAACGCCCUCAUGAUGCCCAAUCCACCAUCAAUGCCAUCGCUCGACGCACUCCGCCAGAACAAACAGCACCUCGACAUGCUGACCAAGCUACAACAGGAGCAAGACUCCAAGGUCGCAGAUCUGGCAGGACGUCUCCAACCGCUUUCCCCCACAGGUGCUAUUCCAGGCAUCAACGCCAACAACUUUGAUGAGUUGGGCAACCCCGGUGAUUUUGAUCUUAGCAGCUACAUCAAUGACCCGGAUGAUGGAUACUUCAACGCUUUUGGCCCUUCGGACACGACAUCUGCAGCUCAACAGUCUGCCUACCAGAGCACCUCGGCACCGACACAGGAUGUGAAUGAUGAUCUUGGCUUCACCUGGGACUACAACCAAACAGGAAUGUCGGAUGACCUCUUUGGCGACAGCGGAGGUGGCGGCGGUGGCACAGGAGUCAAUGACGGCAACAUGAGCAUGGAUGAGCGAUCAGGCAGGGUAGUCGGAAGUGUCAGCUCAGCCGGCACAAGUCCACCAGACGCGACGAGAGCAACAGCAGAAGAUGAAGAAACACCGAGCAAGAGACGAAAGACGAAUAAUUAGGCAGAAUUCGCAACAUUCGUAGAGAAUCGAUGGGAAAAUGGCUAGAACAGAUUUUUCAUGGCUAUAGAAUACCUCGUUUUCCCUUUCUUGGCCCUCUGGCGUUUGGCAUACAGGUUGCUUGUCAAGGUAUCGGAAGAUGAUCCCUCCUCCAGUCUCUUUUCUUUCCUGUUUUUCGCUCGCUAUAUAAUCUCUACUCGAUUAGAGAACUUCCGGCAUAGAUGCUGGAUUAUUACCA